CGAGGUAAUAGCAGGCUCUAAGAAAAAGUAGACACGCAACUAUUAAUUGCUACACACGUUGAAUGCGUUUAGUGUAUGAUCUAAGUCCAGAAAAACAAAACUCUGAUUUAAUUGAAAUACUGCAGCAUAGUGAAGACCAUAGAGAGACAUAUUCAGAUUGUGACUGUGUGUCUGGGCAGCAAACGGAUCUGUCAGCUUUAUAGAAUUUCUGGAAUCUGAGAACAAUGUCGGUAGGAAGGAGUGGAAGUGUUAAUAGAGGUGAGACGAUAGGCAUGGGAGGGAACACAUGAAGAGCUUUUUAGUGAUACUUGAGCCUGAGAGAUGAGACAUGCUUUCCAGGAGCAGCUCUUGCUAACAUGGACAUAUUGUGAGUUUUUGCCAGAGGAAUGAAUGGAAAUACCUCAACUACAUCCAAGGGUGACAUGAGCUGGUCUGUGUUAGACUUGUCAUCACACUUCAGAAGACAGUAGUGAAAACUUUGGUAGCAGUUUUUCUCAGAGAGACAUCAGGCUGCGGUCAUGUCCAACUCACACGAGCAGAGCCUUGACGAGAAUGUCGUUUUUCUACCGGUACCGGAGUCCUCCCCAGAGUUCCUCCAUUGUGAGAAGGAACGUCAGGCAGUGGAGAGACUUAUCAAUGCUGGACCAGAGGCCUUCUACAGCUCCAUUGGCACAGAGCGCUCCGGCUGCUUCCUGUCUACUGAAGAAGUCAGUCAGAUUAGCAGCUGGGCUCAGGACUAUCGCCUUCACCCGCUACAGGUGCAAAGACAGGAGAAUGGGGAGGAAGGCAGCUCAGAGAUGGAGGACUUCUGUUCAACGUAUUUCCCAUCCUUCUCGGACACACCACCACCUGACCUGGAGUUGGGCUGGCCUGAGUCAAGGCCCUGGGCACCGAGAGCAAGUGUUAGAGUCCACACCAGCCCUCCUGCAGAGGGGGACCCUUCGGUCCGACAGAUCAUCAGGUGGCACUUGCAAAACGCUGGCGAAGUAAUUGCCAUUGUGACGGACAGAUUGACAGAUGGUGCUAUUAUUGGGGAUUUACACAAAGCUGCUUCCCAGGGUGUCCCUGUGUACAUCAUCCUGAACCGAAGGUCCAUUCAAGAGAACUUCACGCUCAACAGGCUCAGGCAUCCAAACAUGCAGGUACGUGUUCUUGGUGGGAAAACCUUUUGCUCGAGGACAGGAAGAAUGGUAGUCGGAGAAAUGAAAGAGAAGUUCCUUUUGGUAGAUUUACAGACAGUGAUUCAUGGCAGCUACAGCCUCACAUGGACAGACGCCCACCUGCACCGGCAGCUGAUUACUGUUCUGAACGGCCCAGUUGUAGAAUCAUUCGACAGGGAGUUCAGGAUCCUUUUUGCUGCUUCACUCCCCGUCCCUGACACAUGGAGGGAGGAAGGGACUCAUAAAGAUGUGACUCAUCAUUUGAAAGACCCCUCAGAUCUCGGGUUUCAAAGACAUCACCAUUAUGAGCCUGAGAUUAUCAAUCCUCCAUCCCCACCUGCAGAUUCCCUCCUUGACUGGGAAGCUAUGGGUGUUAUACACACUAAAAAGUGCAGUCCUCUUGAUCAACAUGAAGAAAUCAUGGUCAAGGAAAUGCAGGUGGAGAGCAAAAUCCUAUUUGAUCAACACGAGCAACUCAUGGCCAAGGAAAUGCAGAUCCAGAGGCAAAUGCUGUUUGAUAAAAACACCUUCUUUAUGGACGGUUUUAAGCCUUCUUGCAAUGGAAACCGAUUUGUGGAAAACAAAAGGGUGUAUGAAAACAAUUCUCCAGUGACAAGCAAUGUGCCAGAUAAAUCAACAACUUUCAAGAACAAACAGCCCUCGCCUACGGACCCAAUAGCUCCAGAAAGAAUGAAAAGGGUGGAUCACAUAAUAAAUAAGGCUAUUUCCAGACAACUCUCCACAGAAAAGAGCCCCAAUUUAGAUGACAAAAGACGAACAAGACUUGAUGAUAAAGGAACAGAACUAACACCCGAUAUGAACAUACUUCCCUCUUCUGAGAGAAGAGAGGCCUCAAAGAGGGAAGCCAUAUUGGAAGAAGUGGGAAGCAUUAAUAAAGCUAGCUUACCUGUGGAAUACACACCAUCUUCUAGAAAACCUCUGAUCCUAAUGGUGCCGCAGUCUGAGAACUACAGCUCUCUGAGUGACAUCAUGAAGAGGACUCAUCCUCAGCAGAGCCUUUCAGGACAGAUCAGGAAAGGAUCGAAUGCACCCGCGUCAGAACUGAUCCAGUCUAUGACGGAGCUGAGCCUACACAAAACAGAAGACAGAGGACUCCCGGUACCAAGGUUUAUGGCAAGUCGCUUUGACCCAGAUCAAAUGACAAGUGCACUUUCCCUGAUGAGGAAGAGGAAUGAUCAGUUGAAACCUUUAUUGUACAGAAGUCCACAAAACCUUUUGCCUAGAGAAAGGCCUCGCAGCUCCUCUUAUGCAUGGAGGUGGUCGCUCGCAGAGGGAGAAGGAGAACAGGAACGAGAAGCAAGGAAGAACAUACCUGAUAAAUAACUUCUGUAAAAAUAUUUUCUUUCACUAAGGAAAGACAGCCGUUAGCAGUGGAUAGUUACAACCUCUGCAGUGUUAAUAACCAAAAUAUGGCCAAAAACACACUAUGACUCUGAGAAUAAAGCCAUUGUUACACAUGCAUGUACAGUAUGUCAGUUCUACCUGUUAAUUUGAUGUUUUUUGUUAUGUUAAUGCUGCUCAACUUGAAAAGUAUUAACUGUUUUGACCACUAGACGGCUGUAAAAAAUUAUAAAAGAAACUUUUGAUUGAAAUAUAGAAUAACAAAUAUUUUUAGACUGUGAUAAAUGUACAUUUUUUGUUGGAUACAGUUACAUAAGCAAAUAAAAUUUUGAAAAAAAAAAAAAAAAAAAAAUUCAAUAUGAAGGUUAUACGUAGUAUAUAAUAAAUAUAUUGAUUUGAAGUGAGUUAUUUUAAAAGCUGAUACCAAGCGUUUACGACUCACUGCUCAUUAACCAUGACAUAGAGAGAAUCCAGACCAUUGAUGUGUACAACAAGGAAAAAAUAAAAUAAUACACCAACUGUC
Messenger RNA from Eleginops maclovinus (Patagonian blennie), 3045 nucleotides. It is a transcript of the gene sack1e, whose product is annotated as family with sequence similarity 83 member E. Gene Ontology annotation, biological process: signal transduction. NCBI's taxonomy places the organism in Eukaryota, Metazoa, Chordata, Actinopteri, Perciformes, Eleginopidae. The record is from RefSeq and is a predicted model, not a curated record. The coding region runs from base 519 to 2504 and encodes 661 amino acids. The transcript is spliced from 10 exons. Gene Ontology annotation, molecular function: protein kinase binding.